Messenger RNA from Harmonia axyridis, 1009 nucleotides. RefSeq lists its product as uncharacterized. Lineage: Eukaryota; Metazoa; Arthropoda; Insecta; Coleoptera; Coccinellidae. Bases 3 to 932 code for a protein of 309 amino acids. The record is from RefSeq and is a predicted model, not a curated record. The transcript is spliced from 2 exons.
ACAUGGCGACCGAUAAGUUGUGCAUUAAUGAGCUCCCUAUAAAGAAAUGUAAAAAGUGUAAUAACAUCCCAAGCAGCGGACUUCAGUGUAUAAAUUGUGGAACUCUUAUGCAUCCUGGAUGCAUUAAGUAUUAUAGUGAUAUUGUGAGAUUGGACAGUAAUUAUAUUAAAUGCUGUGAAACAUCGGAAGACAUUCAUAACCUCGUUAAUGACCAGGACGAAGACCUAAAUAACUCGGUGGAUACAGUUGUAAAUGUUACUGAUUUGGUGAAAUCGAAUAAAGAUAUAAUAGAGGAUCUAACUCACGAAAAUGAUAGAUUAAUGAAUGAGAAUAUACUUUUAAAGAAACUUAUAUCAGAAAUGGAAGAUAAAAAUGAACUACUACUUUUUAAAAUCAACAUGUUAGAAAAGGAGAACAACAAAAACGUAUGUGAGUUCCCAAUUCAAUCAUCAACAAUACCGAAUGCAUUAAAUAAAACAAAGUAUGUUUCUGAACCCAGGAAUGUGUCAUCUAGCGGAAUAAAAAAUUAUCUAAAUAUUCGAACACCUGCUGCGAAUUCCCAGACGAAGCGACAGAAUAUAAAUAAAACGGAAAUAUCAGCUGAUGGUCAAAACAAAAACAAUGAAGUUCUCAAACCGCCUAAGAAGAUCGAAACAAAUGUUAGUAAAAUAGUAAAAGGGACUAGAGUCGACAAUGGGAAGAAAAUGGCAUUCUCUAGUGCUAAGCAGAAAGUGUGGAUACAUAUUGGCAAGAUAUUUCCAGGUCACUCAUUUAGUAUUGAAGCCCUUACACCUAAGAAUGAAUCAAAUAGCAUCUCAUUCAAAGUCGGAGGAGACAUGAAAUUGAUCGACGAAUUAUAUAAAAGUGAGAACUGGCCAGAGGGAAUAACAGUUCGGCGUUAUAAAUUUUUUCGUGGAGGAAGAUCCAUGUAACCACGUACCUGGUGAGAAAUGUUUUUAUUUUAAUCUAACUAACAUAAAUGUACAAUCACUUAAUAAUAAAAUUGAUC